CCAUUCAAUUUCCAAGAGAGAGAGAGAGAGAGAGAGAGAGAGAGAGGAGAUUUUCUCACAAUAUCUCACUCUCUCUCUUUCUCUCUAUCUUCUUCAAUCACAUUACCCAUUACCCAUUUUCCAUACUAUGGCUAUGGUAGCUCUUGCUUCUGCUCAGCUUCCUCAUCAUCCAAACAUCUUCUAAGAAUAUCUUUCCAACACCCGUUUCAACAAAACUAGAAUUUAUGCACCAAUCCCCAGAAAAGUAGCUUCCAUUACUCUUCCUCGGAUGUCCAUUUCUUCAGAUCCCAAUCCAGUUGAAAGCAGUCAUUCCUUCGCUGUUGUUGCUCCUCUCAAAGCAAUUCUAUUUGAUAUUGAUGGAAUAUUGUGCGGCUCAGAUCCUCUCCAUUAUUAUGCAUUUCGUGAAAUGCUUUCAGAAGUAGGUUUCAAUGGUAGAAUCCCCAUCGAUGAUGAAUUCUUUAUUCAGAAUAUUAGUGGCAGGCAUAACGAGGAGCUUUGUGGAACCCUCCUUCCUGAUUGGGAUAUCCAGAGAGCAAGAAAAUUUUUUGAAGAUAAAGAAGACAUGUUCCGAAGAUUGGCAUCCAAGCAAUUAGAGCCAGUUAAAGGCUUGCAAAAGUUGUGCAAAUGGAUAGAUGAACAUGGAUUGAGACGUGCUGCGGUGACAAAUGCUCCAAGACCAAAUGGAGAGCUCAUAAUAUCAAUAUUAGAUCUUUCAAACUUCUUUGAAAUUCUUGUUAUUGGCAAUGAAUGUGAAUGGGCAAAACCAUUUCCUGACCCCUAUUUGACGGCUCUUAAAGCACUCGAAAUCUCACAUAAACAUGCUUUUGUCUUCGAGGAUUCUGUUUCAGGAGUGAAAGCUGGUGUAGCAGCUGGGAUGCCAGUAGUGGGUUUAGGCACCAGAAACCCUGAAAAACUAUUACUAGAUGCUGGAGCCUCCUUUGUUAUCAAAGAUUUUGAUGACCCAAAAGUGUGGACUUCAUUGGAAGACUUGCUAGAGACAAAGGCAUAGAUCAUAUUACCUUAUUGGAAUAUUCCAUGUUACUGUGCAGAAAUUGGAUUUGUUUUUUCAUUGUUAUUCUUUGGUGAUUUCAUCUACGACCUUAAUUUGUUUC
This is a messenger RNA of Ziziphus jujuba (common jujube), 1112 nucleotides long. RefSeq names its product haloacid dehalogenase-like hydrolase domain-containing protein Sgpp. The record is from RefSeq and is a predicted model, not a curated record. The coding region runs from base 269 to 1009 and encodes 246 amino acids. Lineage: Eukaryota; Viridiplantae; Streptophyta; Magnoliopsida; Rosales; Rhamnaceae. The transcript is spliced from 5 exons.